CAUUCUUCAUCUUCAUCUCUCUAGUCAACAAGUUUUCCUAACACUACCACCUACCAAGCGUGUAAUUUUGUCGUAGCAUUUGUGAAAAAUGGCAGGCGUUGCCGCCGCUAAUCCUACUGCCUCGCCGCGGCCCCACGUGCUCUCCCAUAGCGGCGGAAUUAGGGUGGACGAUUUGAAGCGCAUACACAUCGGCGAGCUGUCGCAGUCGGAACUUCAAGUCCUAUCCUCCUGCUCCGGCUCCGCAUUCAACGUCCGUCGUACGGACGACGUCGUGACACCGCAGAUCGACCGGUCUCUCUUCAACGAGUCCGCCGGCAGCCGCCGCCAGACGUAUUCCCGCCUCCAUGACCGGUCGCACUCCCGACUUCCCGGCCCCCACCACUCCCUCAAACCCCACCGGCAUCCGCAGUCUUCUUCCGACCCCGUGACCCACUCCAUCGUCUAUUUUCUCAAGCACUUUCUGAACGGAAACUACAAUCCGCCACUCCCUCCACCGCCGCCGGUGGAACAUCCAGAAGCUGUAGCGGUCCAGAUCGACGGCUUAGGGUAUCUAGGGUUACAGGAAAAUUCCAAAAUUAAGCGGAAGAGGAUGAGGAGAGGAAAGAUAAUGAAUAAAAGGAAGCUUCUGGAGAAUGGAGUCAGAGUAGAGCUGCAGGGAGUUAAUGCCAGAGGUGAGGUGGUGGAUUUUGCGGAGUUGGAGGAGAAAGGAGAUGAGUUAUACAGUGCAGAAUUGCAGAAAAGGACUCUGGGAUUGGAGACUGAGGAGGAUGUUCAGGGAUUUUUGAGUGGUUUGGAAGGGCAGUGGUGUAGCAGGAGGAAGAAGAGAAAGUAUGUGGAUGCUAGUUUGUUCGGAUAUGUUCUGCCGAUUGGCUGGAAGCUCUUGCUGGGACUUAGGAGACGUGAUUAUCGCGUCUCUGUUUAUUGCCGCCGAUGCAUAAGUCCCACUGGACAACAGUUUCUGUCAUGCAAAGAGGCUGCAUCUUUUUUGAAAUCCUAUUUUUCGGGUACCGAGGCAAAACAAGAAAGGGAGCAAAAGACUUGCAGCAUACAACAAGCCUACAUAUUGUCUUCUGGGAAGGAUGAACUGCCUGGUGAUGGGACAGACAAUAUGGCCCAUGGUAAAGUGUCCCAUUUAACUCUUGUCAUAGAUGCAUCAAAUUCAGUUGGCAUCGAGGAUUGCUUGAUGGGCAUAGAUAACCUCCCCGAAGUUCAAGUUAAGGAUAUAUUUGAGUGUUUCAAAUGCAAUCUCACAUUCGAUGAGAAAAAUUUGUAUUUGCAGCAUCUCUUCUCGUUCCACCAGAAUAGCACUAAGAGGUACAAGUUUGGGACAUCUAUUGGUGAGGGUGUGAUUAUUAAAAACGGGAAAUACGAAUGCCAGUUCUGUCACAAGGUCUUUGACGAAAGGCGUAGUUAUAACGGCCAUGUGGGUGUUCACGUGAGGAACUCUUGGAAUCAUCCUGAUAAAUUAUCCCUUGCUGUAAAUGUCCUACAAAAAGACGAACCUCCGCCGCUGGAUGCAGUUCCCUCAGGGUCAUCUAAAAUGGAUGUCUCAAUUGAAAUUGCUCGUAAUUCCACUUUCGAGCCUUCCAGUAUUGUCACUUAUGAACAAGCCCCGGCUGAUCAAUCUAUAAAUGUACUGAGAACCGAAGAAGCUCGUUUAGAGAUCACUGAAUCUGUCAAAAUUCAGGAGGAAGAUCACAAUAGUGACCGGGCUGUGACUGAAUACUCGAGUCAUGGUAAUAAAAUCAUGAUGGAAGAUCACGACAUGGUCAAGAAUGAUUUUUCAUGGGAUGUGAAUCUUAAGAUAGAUGCUGGUUGCAUAAAUAAGUCUGAGGAAGCAAGGUCGGGAGAAAACAUUAAUAAGUUUGAAAACAGAUGUUUGAACCCAAAUCACAGUAAUUUACAAGAAACACCUGCGUUAACAGUUGGAGAUGUUGAUUUCCAGGAUGGGGUUUCCCCCGAGCCUUUGGCCCAAUCAUUUCAAUUCUUCCCCACCUUCGAUACUGUGUCAAAUAAGAAAGAACAUGAAUUUUCGGUAGUUGAUCAGAAGCUUGACAAUGUUACGGGGUUUGAAGAACUGAGGUUUGAAGAUUUAGAUCCUUUUAAAGAUGGUUUUGAAAACGGGCAAGAGUUAUCAUCCUUGCCAGGCAGACAUAUGAACUUUGAGAAUGCCAGUGGGAUAGCAGACGAAUUUAAUUCAUCUGUUGUAUUCGGUUCAGAGGAAGUUAUGAUGAACACAGUGGACAUAAAUCAGCUGACAGUGUGUGUGUGGUGUAGAACAGAGUUCAGACUUGAGGGUAUUGAAUCAGAAGCUCCAUCCAAUUCUAUAGGCUACAUGUGCCCUACGUGCAAGGCCAAGAUAUCGGGGCACUUUGGUGGAGUUGGGCUGUCAAUGGAUCCUCAUGAUUUCUGAGUGUGUCCACUGUCCGGAGUUCUUCACAAAAUGGCGAGUAAGAGAGUGAGAUGCAACUACUGUGGUAUGCACACAUCAGUGCCUUCAAAAACACACACAAUUCAGUGUCCCAUGUGUCACCACAUCACCUUUAUUCACCCUAAUAAUCCUCAAAAUCAUCAUCAUGCACAUAACAAAUCCAUUCACCAGAUGUCCGUCAGGUGCAAAGACCUCAUCAACCGAGCAUCAACCAAUAUUAGCACGAUGAUAGCAACUAUGAAUACUCACUCGGGCCUCGGGGGCCCACUGGCUUUUAGCUACCAACAAACAAAAGAUAUAAUCUCACCUUCGCUCGUUCCAGCCUCGGUUUAUGGGAGAAAACGAGCAGUGUUAUGUGGAGUUAGUUACUAUGGACAAACGUGCAGGCUAAACGGGACUGUCAAUGAUGUUAAGUGUAUGGAGUUUUUUCUCAACCAGAGAGCCGGUUUUCCGAGUGAAUCCAUACUCAUGCUCACUGAAGAAUCUUCGGACCCAUCUCUGAUCCCGACGAAGAACAACAUUCGUAAAGCCUUACAAUGGCUGGUCCAAGGAUGCCAGGCUGGAGACUCAUUGGUUUUCCACUACUCAGGCCACGGCUCGCAAAUGGAGGAUUUCAAUGGAGACGAAGUUGACGGGUAUGAUGAGAUGAUUUGGCCCGUUGAUCAUCAGACGGAAGGGAAAAUAAUAGACGACGAGAUUAAUGCCACGAUCGUGAAGCCACUGCCCAGAGGAGCAAAACUUCAUGCGAUUGUAGAUGCGUGCCAUAGUGGGACCGUACUCGAUCUACCGUUUGUUUGUAGAAUGAAUAGGGAUGGGCUCUAUAUGUGGGAGGAUCACAGUCGGAUUUCAAGUAUCUAUAAAGGCACGAGUGGUGGACUAGCUGUGUCGAUUACAGCGUGUGACGAUCAUGAGGUUUCGUGGGAUACAACGGCCUUGUCUGGGGAUGCCCCAACUGGUGCCAUGACGUUCAGCUUCAUCCAGGCGGCACAGAAUGAGCCUCGACUUACAUAUGGCUGUUUGAUAAACACAAUGCGCAGAACAAUUCGCGAGUCUGAAAUGGGAUUUUCCCAAAAUGGCCCUGUCAGGUCAUUCUUGAAGAGAGCUUUGAAACCAAAAUAUCCACAGGAGCCGCAGCUGUCCUCAUCAGAGAAAUUUGAGGUUUACUCAAAAGAAUUUUGGCUGUGAGAGAUAUCAUCUAUUUAAAUAUCUUUGGGGAGAAAUGAGAGUGGCCAAAGCGCCCGCUUCCCAGCGGGCCUAACAUCACAACUCGGCGCAGGACGGGCCAACCCGCGGGCCUAAGUGCGUCUUAAACCAGAUAGUAAACAACACAACACAAAUAACUGUGGAUUAAAAGAUGAGUAAGCAAACGAAAUCCAAUUAUGCUGAAACAUUGUGUGCACAACCUUCUCGACAAAGAAGAACCUUACAGUGGAUCACUCACCUCAAACAAAUGUUGGACGGCGCUAGAAUUAGGUCGGACAUGAAACGACGAAUUUUAUACAUGUGUACAUUUUACGAUUUUUACCAAUUAAUGCACUAAAUUUGAUGUCUGUCAAUGAAAA
This is a messenger RNA of Striga asiatica, 3993 nucleotides long. Lineage: Eukaryota; Viridiplantae; Streptophyta; Magnoliopsida; Lamiales; Orobanchaceae. The record is from the annotation of a GenBank genome assembly.